AGAAAAUCAAGAGUAGAAAUUGAACUACUAAAUUCCAUAGUACUCCAUUCGAAAGUGGUAAAAAGAGAGAACAAAAGGAAAAAAGAAGAUGAGACGUCAUCACAGACGGCGAUCAUCAACGCCGUCAGUAGAUUUCGGAGAAGACGAGGAUGAAGAAGAAGAAACAUCAUCGGAAACAUCUCGAAUGAAGUGCGUGUCAUGCAAGGAGGAGUACACCUCACGUGACGCAGGCACGUGCAGGGAGUGUUACGAGGAAGCUAGUGAGACUGAAGAAGAACUCAAACGUGAGAUUGAUGACCUUAAAUCUAAAGUCAAUUUCCUACGUUUUUGGGCCCCACCUGACCCACUACACAGAUCUAACUCAAAUAGUGUACCUUUCUUUUCCGACGUCGUUUUGGUUGCUUCACAUGAUGAUGAAUCUGGAACGUCUACACCUCAUCCUGUUCCUGCUAAUCGCGCUGUUUUGGCCAGUCGUUCCCCCGUGUUCAGAGCGAUGCUCGAAAAUGAGAUGGCAGAAAGCCUCAGUGGCACGAUUAAAAUCAGUGAUGUGUCAUAUGAUGCACUUCGUGCCUUUGUAACCUAUUUAUACACUGCUGAUGCGUGCCUAGAUGAGCUUAUGGCUUGUGACCUACUCGUUUUGGCAGAAAAAUACCAAGUGAAGCAUCUGAAGACGUACUGUGAGAAGUUCCUGAUUUCCAAAUUAAACUGGGAGAAUUCACUUCCUAACUAUGCGUUUGCUCACCAGCACAAUGCAAAGAACUUGCUUGAUGCAGCCCUGUCAUUGAUCAUGGAAAACAUGGACAAGCUGAGCAAGCGAGAAGAAUACAAAGAACUCGUGGACAAGGAUCCCAGGCUAGUUGUAGAAAUCUAUGAAGUUUACCUUUCCAAACAGGAUAACACGGCUGUGCAUAAAGAUCUAGUCACUAAAGUAUAGCCCAUGGUCAUAUUAACUUCAGUACUAGGAGGAUUCUCUUAUAUAGUGGUUAAGAUUACAGCCCCCUGAAUGAUGAAUGUAACUGAAACUGUUUGAUUUGGAUGUAUUUUACUUUUAGUUGCAGAUGUUUAUCUUACAAGGUUACCAGGCUGAGUGGUUUA
This is a messenger RNA of Lycium ferocissimum, 1095 nucleotides long. RefSeq names its product BTB/POZ domain-containing protein At4g08455. Gene Ontology annotation, cellular component: cytoplasm. Bases 89 to 934 code for a protein of 281 amino acids. The transcript is spliced from 2 exons. Gene Ontology annotation, biological process: proteasome-mediated ubiquitin-dependent protein catabolic process; regulation of proteolysis. NCBI's taxonomy places the organism in Eukaryota, Viridiplantae, Streptophyta, Magnoliopsida, Solanales, Solanaceae. The record is from RefSeq and is a predicted model, not a curated record. Gene Ontology annotation, molecular function: ubiquitin protein ligase binding.